GGAUGCGGACUUUCUACAAGAAAACUCCCUCUGGUUCUCUGACUUCUCACUCCUCACACUGACAUUGAGCUGUAGGAGGAACCGUCUACAUCCUGGACGAGCUGUCAAAGCGCCGCUCCCGGAGAUGUCGCUCAUAAUCCGCGUUUUAGCCACUUUGGCCCUGUGGAGUCCUGUCAGGGCACUGCUGCCUGAGUUUUCAGAUGUUUGCACAGAGGGCAGCUGCUAUCCGGCCACCGGUGACCUCCUGAUCGGCCGAGCGCACAAACUCAACGCCUCCUCCACCUGCGGCCUCUACGAGCCGGAGCGCUUCUGCAUCGUUGGACAUCUGGAGGAGGAGAAGAAAUGCUUCGUGUGUGACUCCAGCCAGAUGUACGAUGAGGACAGCCACACCGUCAGCCACACCAUCGAGAACGUGGUCACCACCUUCGCCCCGAACCGCCUCAAGACCUGGUGGCAGUCGGAGAACGGUGUGGAGAACGUGACCAUCCAGCUGGACUUGGAGGCCGAGUUUCAUUUCACGCACCUCAUCAUGACCUUCAAGACAUUUCGUCCAGCUGCCAUGAUCAUUGAGCGGUCCAUGGACUUUGGGAAAUCGUGGCAGGUUUAUCGCUACUUUGCCUACAACUGCGAGACGUCCUUCCCUGGCAUUUCCUCUGGAUCCAUGGUCAAAGUGGACGACAUCAUCUGUGACUCCCGAUACUCGGACAUCGAACCAUCGACAGAGGGAGAGGUGAUCUUUCGGGUGUUGGACCCUGCCUUCGAGAUUGAGGACCCCUACAGCCUGAGGAUACAGAACAUGCUGAAGAUCACAAACCUGCGAGUAAAGUUCAUCAAGCUCCACACGCUGGGAGACAACCUGCUCGACUCCCGCGAUGAGGUGACGGAGAAGUACUACUACGCCCUGUACGACAUGGUGGUUCGUGGAAACUGCUUCUGCUACGGCCACGCCUCCGAGUGCGCCCCGAUAGAUGGAGCGCCGACAGGAGCUGAGGGCAUGGUCCAUGGACGCUGUGUUUGCAACCACAACACUGAGGGUCUGAACUGUGAACGCUGCCAGGACUUUUACCACGAUUUGCCCUGGAGACCGGCGGAGGGACGAAACACCCACGCCUGCAAGAAGUGCGAGUGCAACCAGCACUCCACGUCGUGUCACUUCGACCUGGCCGUCUACGUGACGACCGCCAAUGUCAGCGGAGGCGUUUGCGACGACUGUCAGCACAACACGGUGGGCCGACAGUGUGAGCAGUGUGCGCCGUUCUUCUACCAGCACCCCAACCGAGACCUGAGGGACCCCAACAUCUGUGAACCGUGUAACUGUGACCCAGCCGGGUCUCUGCAGGGUGGACUGUGCGACUCCCGGACCGAUGUGGCCGCUGGGCUGAUCUCAGGUCAGUGUCGCUGCAAAGCCAGUGUGGAGGGAGAACGAUGCGACCACUGCAGACAGGGAUACUACGGACUGGGAGGAGGACCAGACGGCUGCCUGCCUUGUACCUGUAACCCGCUGGGAACGCUGCCGGGAGGAAACUCCUGCGAUUCAGACACAGGAAGUUGCUUCUGCAAACGGCUUGUUGACGGACACAACUGUGAUCAGUGUCUGCCGCAGCACUGGGGUCUGUCCAACGACAUGGACGGCUGCAGACCAUGUGACUGCGACCAGGGCGGAGCCGUCAACAACAACUGCGACCCUCAUACAGGACAGUGUGAAUGCAGGGAGCACAUGUUUGGACGCCGCUGCGAUGAGGUGGAUUCCGGCUUCUACUUCAUCACUCUGGAUCACUACACUUACGAAGCCGAGGACGCAAAUCACGGACCUGGUGUGACGGUGGUACCCAGGCCUUAUCCUCUGGAUCGCAGUCCUACAUGGACUGGUAUGGGAUUUGUUAACGUGCCAGAAGGAGCCUAUCUAGACUUCAACAUCAACAACAUCCCAGAGUCCAUGGACUAUGACAUCCUUAUACGAUAUGAGCCACAGUUACCAGAGCAGUGGGAGCAGGUGAACGUCCGAGUGCAGCGCCCCGUCUUCAACCCUCCAAACUACUCCAGUCACUGCAGAAACUCCAUCCAGAGUGGAGACGAACAGUCCAUCUCUCUUCCACCUGGAUCCAGGCAUGUGCUGCUGGUGAGGCCGGUGUGCUUCGAGAAAGGACUGAACUACACGGUACGACUCAGUCUGCCGCUCUACUCGUCAGUCACCGACGUCCAGAGUCCAUACACGCUCAUCGAUUCGCUGGUGUUGAUGCCCCGAGUCAGGGAGCUGGACAUGUUCCAUGGGGUCGACGGUGAAGGAGCGUGGGAUACGUUCCAGCGCUACCGAUGUCUGGAGAGCAGCCAGAGCGUCAUCAAAAGCCCCAUGACCGACAUCUGCAAUGACUACAUCUUCAGCGUCUCCGCUCUGCUGCACAAAGGAGCCAUGGCCUGCCAGUGUGACCCUCAGGGUUCUCUAAGCAGCAUAUGUGAUCCCAGUGGAGGUCAGUGCAGCUGUCGACCCAACAUUGUGGGCAGGAACUGUGACCACUGUGCUCCGGCUACCUUCCUGUUCAGCCCCGCCGGCUGCAGACCUUGUGAGUGUGACCUCCGGGGCUCGGUUAGCGCCUUCUGCCACGAAUCGACCGGUCAGUGUCAGUGUGUCCCGGGGGCGAUGGGUCGACAGUGUUCCCAGUGCAAGCCGGGUUUCUGGGGUUUCCCUCAGUGCCGGCCAUGCCAGUGUAACGGCCACAGCGAGUACUGCCACCCUCAGACUGGAGAGUGUCAAGGCUGCAGAGACUUCACCACCGGACGCCACUGUGAGAGGUGUCUGGCCGGUUACCACGGCGACCCACAGCUGCAUACAGGUGACCACUGUCGCCCUUGCAUGUGUCCAGAUGGGCCACGCAGCGGACGGCAGUUUGCAGACAGCUGCUACCUGCUACACAACACCAACCAGCUGGUGUGUGUGUGCAGUCCCGGCUACAAAGGUGCCAGGUGUGGUGAGUGCGCCCCGGGUCACUAUGGCAACCCUCAGGUGCCCGGCGGCCGCUGCACACCCUGCCGGUGCAACAACAACAUCGACAUGCACGACCUGGGGUCCUGCGAUGUCCGCACGGGUGCCUGCCUGAAAUGCCUGUACCACACCCAGGGCUACGGGUGUCAACACUGCAAACUGGGUUACUAUGGCGACGCUGCCACACAGAGCUGCAGGAAGUGCAUGUGUUACUCGGUGGGGACGGUACCUCAGGCCUGCUCGUCCCCUGAUGAGUGUCAGUGCGACCAGAGGAGCGGUCAGUGUCCGUGCCAGCCCAAUGUGGUCGGUCAGAACUGCGACCGCUGUGCUCCCGAUACGUGGAACAUCGCCAGCGGAACCGGCUGCCAGCGCUGCGACUGCGACCCCGUUCACGCCGUCGGAUCCUCCUGCCACGAGGUGACAGGACAGUGUGUUUGCAAACCAGGCUUUGGUGGCAGGACGUGUCGGGAGUGCAAGGAGCUCUUCUGGGGGGAUCCAGAGGUCAAAUGUCACGCGUGCGACUGCGAUCCUCGGGGAAUCUCCAGCCCUCAGUGCCAUCGUGCCACCGGUCAGUGCUCCUGUGUGGAGGGAGUGUCCGGUCCAAAGUGUGACCAGUGUGCCAGAGGCUACCAGGGCGAGUUCCCGCUCUGCGAGCCCUGCCAUCAGUGCUUUGCCGUGUGGGACGCCGUGGUGGGAGAGCUGGCCAAUCAGACCCGCCGUCUGGAGGCCCAGGUGACAGAGCUCCAGACCAGCGGAGUGACGGCUCCCUACAAAGAGCUGGUCAGCAGCCUGGAGAAGAACGCCAAAGCCAUCAGAGAGAUCGUGGAGAAGAACCCUGCAGCGCUGCAGCUGGAGCAGACACAGGAGCUGAUGCACCAGAUUACAGGGCUGAUGUCUUACCUCAACGGGAAGCUGAACACAACCGAGGAGAACUUGGACCUUCUCCGCGGCGACGCCAACGCCACCGACGCAAACUUGGACAGACUGAGCGAUGAGGCCGACCAGCUGCAGCAGAGCGUCCAGCAGCUGAGACAGCAGGUGUCCGACAUCAAGAACGCCAACAUCCAAGGAGCCAUGGACACCAUUUCUGCUGCACAUAUGCAGUCCAGGGAAGCAGAACUUCGCUCCAAAGCCGCCACCACUGAUCCGGGAAACACAGUAGAGAGUUCAGCCCAAGUACGGAAAGCCACAGAGGACAAACUGAGCAGCAGUCAGAAGGAAUUCGACCGGAAGCACCAAAGAAACACGCAGAAGCUGGAAAAGCUGUCCGAAGACAUGGAGAAGUUUGAGCUGUCUCCACUCAGUGAGAAGACGUGUGGUGGAGCAGCAGACGAAGGCGACGGCUGCUCCUCCUGCGGUGGGCUGGGUUGUCUCUCAGAGGACGGAGCUCCUCGGUGUGGAGGAGAAGGCUGCAGAGGCGUCCUCACCGGCUCCCAAACCGCUCUCAAAUCAGCCAACAGCCUGGACCAGGAGAUCCUGGCAGCCAUGCAGGAGGUGGACAAGCUCUCCAGGAUGGUGUGGGAAGCCAACGUCCGUGCAAACGAAGCCAAGGCCAACGCUUUGGAGGUUCUGAUCAAAUCCAACCGGAGCAAGGAGAGAGUGGAGGAGAGCAACGAGCAGCUCCGCAACCUGAUCAAGGAGAUCCGAGACCUCCUCACCAAUGAGAAGGCCGAUGCGUCGGUGAUUGAGGCGGUGGCCAACGAGGUGCUGACUCUGCAGAUGCCCAUCUCACCGGAGAAGCUGGACGAGCUGACCAAAGAGAUCAGGCAGAAGGUGGGAGCUCUGACCAGCGUGGAGUCCAUCCUCAGUCAGAGCGCCGAGGACAUCCGGACGGCCGAGUCGCUGCUGAAGGAGGCCAAAGCUGCCAGCCAGGCGGCGUCCAACAUGAAGGACACAGCAGACGUAGUGAAGGCGGCUCUGGACGAAGCUGAGCGCGCUCAGAACGUCGCCAUGGACGCCAUCCAGCUGGCCCAGAACAACACUAAAGGCACCCUGGACCUGCUGGUCUCUGUGGAGUCAGAGACGGCGCUGUCGGAGCUGAAGCUCAGCGACACCACGGGCCGCCUGCUGCAGCUGGAGAUGGAGGUGGGCCGGCUGAGACAGAACAAGCUGGAGGUGAACCGGCUGGUGGAGACGGCCGACCUGGUGACGGAGCAGGCCCGGCAGGACGCAGAGGAGGCCCGGCAGGAGUUCGACGAGGAGCUGAAGGAUAAGUUGGAGGCGGUGGAGGACCAGGUGGAGGAUAAGGGGGAGUCGGUGCUGCAGGCCAGGAGGAGAGCUGAGGAGCUGCAGCAGGAGGCCAAGGAGCUGCUGGCCCAGAGCAGCAUCAAGCUGCAGAGGCUCGGAGAGUUGGAGGUUUCCUACGUGGCCAACCAGCGCAUCCUGGAGGCCAAAGCUGCAGAGCUGGCUGAGCUGGAGCGAAGCGCCCGCCGCAUCCUGGACGAGAUCAGCUACAAGGUGACGCUGUACAGCACCUGUCUGUGACCGCGGCGUCGUUCAUAGCUGAUAAAACACUGUAAUAUGUUGGAAACUGUCAGUGCGUCCAGGCGUUUUUAACCAUCAAAACCAGCUCCAAAGCUGCCAAAGACCAUUAAAGUAUCGAAGCGACGAGUCCCAAAGGAAGCACUCGGAGCCGAUGUGUGGAGAAUAAAGUCACUACAAUCCGUGUUUACCUGUAAGACUGCAUAUAUGUGAAUGAAAUGUUAAAUUUAUACGUAACAGGCCCAAAGAAUCACAUGUGAAUGGUGCUACAGACAAAUAUUAAAGUUUUACUAGAAAAUAAAA
Molecule: messenger RNA, 5764 nt
Organism: Acanthochromis polyacanthus (spiny chromis)
Lineage: Eukaryota; Metazoa; Chordata; Actinopteri; Pomacentridae
Gene: lamb1b
Product: laminin, beta 1b
Exons: 33
Coding region: 125-5464 (1779 amino acids)
Biological process (GO): substrate adhesion-dependent cell spreading; cell migration; basement membrane assembly
Cellular component (GO): laminin trimer
Molecular function (GO): extracellular matrix structural constituent; integrin binding
Source: RefSeq, a predicted model, not a curated record